Molecule: messenger RNA, 894 nt
Organism: Mytilus trossulus (common blue mussel)
Lineage: Eukaryota; Metazoa; Mollusca; Bivalvia; Mytilida; Mytilidae
Product: short-chain collagen C4-like
Exons: 4
Coding region: 161-826 (221 amino acids)
Source: RefSeq, a predicted model, not a curated record
GCGUUUAACGCACCUCCUCUUUUCUGUUUUAAAAGGAAAUCGAAAGGCGUGAAUGAAUCAAAAGCUUCAUUAUUGCAGUAAUUAUUUAUUUUGAACACGGAUUGCUAAAACACAACUUCUAGAUAAACAGAAUCACUUUACACAUACGUUGAAAGGCAAUAUGGAACUACCAUUUUACAUUUUUUGUAUACUGUUCGCUUUCAUGUUUCCUGGGCUACCAACUCUGCAGGCAGAUCAAUCUGUUCUUGACCUAUUUCCAGAUUUUCACGAUAUGAAAUCAAAAAUAAGCACUACAUACAUUAGAUGGUCAAGAAAGCAGUGUCCUAAUAAUGACUAUACGGAACUGGUGUACUCAGGCUAUGUAGGUGGUGGAAAUCAUGAUGAGAAAGGGUCAGCAGUAGAACCAGUCUGUCUACCAAAAGAUCCUGAUUUCGUCAAAACUAGUGGUGGUUUUGAGUAUAGUCGUAUGUAUGGGGCGGAAUUUAAUAGUAAUAAUUUCUUUGCAUCAAAUAGCCAGUAUCAGGACGUACCAUGUGCUGUAUGUAGAGUGAGGCAGGCAUCCAGCAUUAUAAUGAUACCAGGGAAGAACCGAUGCUAUACAGGAUGGAACAUGGAGUACAAUGGAUAUCUGGCUUCAAACUACUAUUACUAUCCUGCAGCUGGAUCAUAUAUCUGUAUUGAUAUCCAACCAGAAUACGUCGAUGGGGGAUCAUCCUGGAACGGACAAAGUAAACUUUUUUUUUUCGUUGUAGCUAAAUGUGGAUCACUUCGUUGUCCACCGUACAAAGAAGGUUAUCCCCUAACAUGUGUUGUUUGUUCAAAAUAGAUGAUGAUUUUAAUGAUUUAUAACUGUUAAUGAUAUAAAUUAUUCAAAUUAAAUGUAAUUAAACUGUG